AUGGCUUCUCUUACUUGUGAAUUGAAAUGGUUGAAGGGUCUUCUCCUUAGCUUGGGGAUUCAACAUACUGAUGCUAUUGGGCUAUAUUGUGAUAGCCAGUCGGCUUUACAUAUUUCUCGGAAUCCAGUCUUCCAUGAACGAACAAAGCACAUUGAAGCAGACUGUCACUUUGUUCGUGAUGCUAUCCAAGACGGCACUAUUCUUCCUUCUUAUGUUCCUACAACUGUUAAGUGUGUUCAAGUUCUUAUUGAGUUUGGAGCCGAUGUGCAUGUUGAGAAUUAUUACAAAGACACUCCUCUACAUUGUGCUUCUGAAAAUGGGAAAGAAGAAUGUGUGGCACUUCUAUUAGAGAACGGAGCUUCUGUCACCUCUAAGAACUUGGAUGACAAGACGCCUAUUUGCAUUGCUCGACGAGAAAACCAUGACCACAUUCUAAAAUUACUUAAGGAUGUUUUCUUGUGA
Humulus lupulus (European hop) is the source of this 462-nucleotide messenger RNA. Its product is annotated as ankyrin repeat domain-containing protein 2A-like. The coding region runs from base 1 to 462 and encodes 153 amino acids. The record is from RefSeq and is a predicted model, not a curated record. Lineage: Eukaryota; Viridiplantae; Streptophyta; Magnoliopsida; Rosales; Cannabaceae. The transcript is spliced from 3 exons. Gene Ontology annotation, molecular function: protein binding.